Messenger RNA from Spodoptera littoralis (African cotton leafworm), 1227 nucleotides. Lineage: Eukaryota; Metazoa; Arthropoda; Insecta; Lepidoptera; Noctuidae. The record is from the annotation of a GenBank genome assembly.
AUGGCAGUGCACAGUACAAUAGGGCUCCUGUUCCUGGGCGGGGGUAGAGCGACGCUGAGUACUACUCCCACUGCAGUAGCCGCGCUACUCGCUGCAUUCUUCCCCAAGUUCCCCACACACAGCGAAGAUAAUAGGUACCAUUUGCAAGCCUUCAGACAUCUGUACGUAUUGGCAGUGGAGGCCAGGCUCAUACUGCCACGGGACAUCAGCACUGAGAAGCUGUGUUACGCACAUAUACAGGUAAUAGAUCUAAACGGCGUUGUGAAAGAGAUGAAGGCGCCCUGCAUCAUCCCGGAACUGAGUACGUUGAAGGAAGUGAAGAUCAACGACCCACGAUACUGGCCCAUCACGUUCCAGAAAGAUAGGAAUUGGGACCAGCUCAAACUAUUCCUCGAGUACUCAUGGUGCAUAGACAUAAAGCAGCGCGCAGGCUGUCUCUCCUACAUAGACGACCCUCAAGGCUUCCUCACAAUAUUGGCACAAACGCUCACACUCGACAAGUCCAACAUUUGGUCCACCAACACUGAAAACAUAGAACUAUUCACAAACGACGACAAAAUAAGGAACUUUGUCAAACAGUAUUUGGUCAAAGAUGUUGGUGAAAAUAUUUGUGGGGAUUGUUUAGUGGUAUCGCGGCGGAGGAAGAGUGGUAAGGAGCCAGUCCUCGGUACUUGUACGUGUCGAGUGUACACUCGGCCUGAACGGGAACAUUUGCAAGGACUCGCCAUGCUCACAUACGACUGUGUUGUUAAGGACAUACUCUGUGCUCUGCCUAUUUGGACCACGUUCUUGAAGAUAAUAAAAACAAUGAAACCAGAACCCACCUCCUACCACAUCUGGCAGAUAAAGCUUCUACUGUCACACAUAGACAAUCACAACAGAAGAACUAUGAACGAAAUGAAAGUCGACGACCAAGAGGCCACGAACGAACCUUUAAUAUCAAAUGAAUUCAUUCUGGCUAUUAAGCAAAAAGUAUCGAGUAUAUUUGACAGUUGGGAAUCGAGGUUGGCGCCGUUUUUGAGGAAGUAUCUUGGUCUACCUAGCAGUCGGAAGAUCAGUGGCUGUGACGAUGAUGUUAAAAAGAUUCUUAGCGGGUUCCUCGUGUACCAUGAUCUGCCUAAAGGUGCUAUGAAAGAUUCUGUUGGUGACGACGAGCUAUCAUUACUGCUCCAACUGGAAGGAGUGUCGAUGGAGGGUAUGAGCAAGGUGUGCGAGCUAGUGAGAUGA